AAGUCACCUCGGCUUAGUCAUUCCUUCUUCUAGUUUCCAAAUCUUGAAGCUCCUUCUUUGUUUCUCCUUCAUUAAACUAUUUCUUUCUCUCAAGAAACUCGUAGUUCUCCAAUAAUGGCUGCCAUAACUUGCUCUGUUAUCAUCUUUCUUAUGUUUCUUUCUCUGUGUUCGGCUUUCCCUAGUAACAGGAGGCAGGAUAAGCCAUGCAAAAACCUCAUAUUAUACUUUCACGACAUUAUUUACAACGGAGAGAAUGCUGGUAAUGCUACUUCUGCCAUUGUUGCAGCUCCAGAAGGUGCUAACUUAACCAAAUUGGCCGGUCAAUUUCACUUUGGCAAUAUUGCAGUUUUCGAUGACCCCAUCACGCUGGAUAAUAACCUUCACUCCAAACCAGUUGGGAGGGCUCAGGGCUUUUAUAUUUACGAUACCAAAAAUACUUACACUUCUUGGCUCGGAUUCACAUUUGUUCUUAACAGUACAGAUCACCAAGGCACAAUCAACUUCGCCGGAGCCGACCCCCUUAUGCAGAAAUCCAGAGAUAUCUCUGUCAUUGGUGGCACUGGAGAUUUCUUCAUGCACCGAGGCGUCGCCACCAUCGUCACCGAUGCUUUUGAAGGCGAAGUCUAUUUCAGGCUUCGUGUGGACAUUAAGUUCUAUGAGUGUUGGUGAUGUGCUAAAAUGCGUCGAGUAAUUAAUUAGCAUAUAACAUAUAAUAUAUAUAUUUAUAUAUAGUCGAGCAGUGUUGUGUCAACUCAUUGAGUAUGGUCUCUAUACAUUGGCGAGAGGAACAGAUUAUUAACAUGAAAGUGCGAUAGAGGUUAAUUCAGAAGUUUUAUCUCACGCAUGGCUCAUGUUUUUCAAAAGCAAGUUUCUUGUGCGUCUUUAAUAUCACCCACACACACACCCACACACCCCCCCACACACAUACACAUAUAUUGUAUGCCUUGAGCCACGUCUUGAUCAAUAAAACUCAUUUUCUACUUCAAA
Messenger RNA from Neltuma alba, 987 nucleotides. Its product is annotated as disease resistance response protein 206-like. The transcript has a single exon. The coding region runs from base 115 to 669 and encodes 184 amino acids. The record is from RefSeq and is a predicted model, not a curated record. NCBI's taxonomy places the organism in Eukaryota, Viridiplantae, Streptophyta, Magnoliopsida, Fabales, Fabaceae.